GCACUUAAGCUGGGCAUUUGAUAAAGCCUUUUACCUCCAGCCCUAUCUGCUCUUAGGAGUGAAGGAUUCAGGAAAAGGAUCUUGGGAUUAAGUAAUCUUUUUUGGUCAUAUGCUGAGGAGUGAACACCCUGCACAUUCCACCUUGCCAUGGUGUUGUACCAGUGCAGCCCUGAUCUUCUAUGUAGUGGGUGAUGACAUCAAGCAUCAGAAGACUUUCACAGGAUGUUUGUAAUAGACAACUAUCCCUUCAGUGUCAAUUGCUCAUCCUAAGGCAGUCCAGAUAUUUGAACACAGUACAUGAAGGAAUGUACAAAGACAGGAAAAACAACAGUUGAAAGAAAUCAACAAACCUCCUUUAUGCUAAGCACUGUCAGGGAGAGGUCUUCUGAUUUGAAAUGUCACCAAUAACUCUUUUGCUUUUAUUUUCUCCAAAAAGAGGUCCUAAUAUAUGUAUGACUGUCAAUGGCAGGAUACCAGCUCUGGUCACCAUGGACCCCACUGGAUGAGAGCUUCCAAUGGCUGCGGCACACAACACCUACAUCUUCUUCAAAGCACCCUUUUAGGGCUUCCCCCUGCUUCCCACAUACCCCUUCUGACCUUGAAGUGCAGCUGUGCUUUCAAGAGGUCACUCUAGUUCUAGACAGCCCAUUCCUGGAGCCUGGGGUGAGUCCCAAGUUACCCUGCCACACAUCAGAGCUCCAAACCAUGAACAACAAGAAAGGGCUGGUCAGGAAGCCCCAGCCUGUCCGCCUCAGUGGAGUGGAUUCCGUGUUUGGCAGGGUCAUCACAGCUCAGCCACCAAAAUGGACCGGAACCUUCAGAGUUUCAGACAAAUCAGCCUUUUGCAAAAUCAUCAGCCGGGAGCACCAGUGGCCCACUGGACUUAAGGAACCUCAAAUUCAGAUGACGGUGACCAUGUGCAAACAGAUGCUGCGCUCUAUCCUCUUACUGUAUGCAACAUACAAGAAGUGCACUUUUGCCUUACAACACUCCAAGUAAAGGGUUCCCAUCUGAUUCCUGUUCCUUAUACCAUGCCCUUUUACUAUGUGUCUGAAGUUCACAGAAACCUGUCUGUGUAAAGGAAACUGACAUCACCCCAGCAAUCUUGCUUUUCUGUCACACAGUGACAAUUCAGGAACCCCUUUAUUUCCUUUCCCCUCCAAAGAAGGCCAGUGACUGAAGCAAGGGAGAACAUUUCCACUGUAAAGCUGAACAACAUUUAAAAGAGAGUCAAACUAGCGUUAACAUGUACAUGUGAUGAACCAUUAAACCAUAUAAACCAAUGAGCCUAGUGUGAACUCACUUCAACAUCUAAGACCACAUCAUGUUCCCCAAACAUGAGUUGGGGAAACAAAGGGGUGUCAAGGAAGGAGAUUAUGGAUUUCCAUAUACAUGAGGAUGAAGGGAUCAAAAAUUUAUAGAUGGUUCAAGGAUUAAAAAAAAUAAUAAAAAAUAAUCCCCCCCCCCCAAAUCAACAACAAAAAACCCUAACCAACCACAUCCUAAUGCCACUGGAGAGUACUAAAGUGGGUAGAAAUAUUAACAAAUAUUAAAUAAAUAUUUAUAGCCUGGCAAGAAAGAACUUGGAGGCAGCAAUGAAACUGGGGUUUCUGGUGGAACACAAGAGAGCUCCCCAUUUUAGCUGGUGUACUACUAUUUUACUUCUAAUAAACAAGUAAUUUCGUAGCAUUCUUGUAACUAGAUUACAGGUAUAACUCAGAAUAAUGUGGAAAUAAAAUAAACAUAUAUACAAAGUCAA
Messenger RNA from Neofelis nebulosa (Clouded leopard), 1759 nucleotides. It is a transcript of the gene FANCD2OS, whose product is annotated as FANCD2 opposite strand. The record is from RefSeq and is a predicted model, not a curated record. NCBI's taxonomy places the organism in Eukaryota, Metazoa, Chordata, Mammalia, Carnivora, Felidae. The transcript is spliced from 2 exons. Bases 463 to 999 code for a protein of 178 amino acids.